AUGGCCAAAUCCUUGCGUGCUAGUACCCACAUAAAAGCUAAAUCAGUCAAACGUAAGGCUGUUUUCCAACAUGUUGUGAAUGCCAGAGAACAAAGACUAUCAGAGAAGUUAAAAAAUGAUCUAAUAAAACAAAAACUGGAGGAUUUAAAGAAAAAUGAAGGUAUUGAAAUGGAUGCUGCAUCUUUGAUCAAACAAGAAGAAGAAAAGGCUAAAGCAAAAGCUCAAGAACCAGAAAAGACAGUUAGUACUUCAGGUUGGAGAGAAGCUAGUCACCAUAACUAUAAGAAGGCUCAAAUUAGAAAGAAUAAGAAGAAAAAUAAGUUUACUAGAUUCUAA
Messenger RNA from Tetrapisispora phaffii CBS 4417, 336 nucleotides. RefSeq lists its product as uncharacterized. Bases 1 to 336 code for a protein of 111 amino acids. The record is from RefSeq and is a predicted model, not a curated record. The transcript has a single exon. Gene Ontology annotation, cellular component: preribosome, large subunit precursor. Lineage: Eukaryota; Fungi; Ascomycota; Saccharomycetes; Saccharomycetales; Saccharomycetaceae.